Molecule: messenger RNA, 4833 nt
Organism: Achroia grisella
Lineage: Eukaryota; Metazoa; Arthropoda; Insecta; Lepidoptera; Pyralidae
Gene: Rbp6
Product: RNA-binding protein Musashi homolog Rbp6
Exons: 15
Coding region: 140-1201 (353 amino acids)
Cellular component (GO): cytoplasm
Molecular function (GO): RNA binding
Source: RefSeq, a predicted model, not a curated record
GCGCGACGCGCCAGUCUCGUGCCGGUAGUCGGUAGUGUAACUGAGCGACUCCGGGAGCCGUCCCCGUCGCGUCAUCGCUCGCUCGUAGUCGUAGUGUGCCCGCCGUCCGGCCUGCCCCGCGCCGCCGGCGUCAGAGCCCAUGGAAACCCAGAACCAGGAUACGGCCCGAAGCCCCGCCGAGGUGCCCAACGAUCCGGGGAAGAUGUUCGUCGGAGGACUCAGCUGGCAGACUAGUCCAGAAAGUCUUCGGGACUACUUUAGCAAAUUCGGGGAAAUCACAGAAGUUAUGGUUAUGAAAGAUCCAACAACGAGGCGGUCGAGGGGCUUUGGCUUUAUUACAUUCGGCGACCCAGCUAGCGUAGACAAAGUAUUAGCUCAAGGAACACAUGAAUUAGAUGGCAAAAAGAUUGACCCCAAAGUGGCCUUUCCAAGAAGAGCACAUCCAAAGAUGGUUACCAGGACAAAGAAAAUCUUUGUAGGAGGGCUAUCAGCACCCACAACGCUGGAAGACGUAAAGAAUUACUUCGAACAAUUCGGACCGAUUGAAGACGCCAUGUUAAUGUUCGACAAACAAACCAAUAGGCACAGAGGUUUCGGUUUCGUCACAUUUCAAAGUGAAGACAUAGUAGAUAAAGUGUGCGAAAUACAUUUUCACGAAAUCAACAACAAAAUGGUGGAAUGCAAAAAAGCCCAACCAAAAGAAGUAAUGCUCCCAGCAAACUUGGCAAAGACGAGAGCCGCCGGACGCGGCGCGUACGAUUUCAUGUGGUCAUUGGGUGCUCUUCCUGAUGGUUUUCCCGCAGCAUAUGCCGCGUAUGCGGCAGGACGUAGCUAUUCGGGCUAUCCUAGCUUCGGGCUACCAUAUCCUGCAGUUGACCUGACCAACGGCCAACUCACACCGAACAACAACACACCGCUGCUCGCGCAGGCGCUCUCAGUGAUGAACAACUACCAAGCAGCAGCAGCUGGCUUCGGACCACCUGCAUCGCCCCACGCAGCUGGUGGCAGGGCCGGCUUCCCGGCGGCUAGCUCGCCUGGGCCCGCGCUCGAUGUGUAUGGUUCUGCAGCCGAUAGUGUGGGAUAUGUGCAAGCGGCCAGCCCUCAGCCAUCUGGCUUCCCGGCGAUUGCAGUCAGCCGUGCACCCCUCAAUUACACCCCAGGACCCCUGAUUCCUGCGGCUUUUACCAACGGUUAUCAUUGAAAGCGUUAUAGCACAAAUAUUUUACGUGGCGAGCGGUGUGGCGGCGCGUAGCGUCCCCCCGAGCGCAGCCCGGCCGCCGCAAGAUCCACCCUCCUCCAGCGCCCCGCCACCCGCCCGUGGUCACGCGCAGCGCUCUCUAGCCAAUGUGACAGCGCCCAUCGCUGCCAGCGUAAGAGUGCGCCAGCGCAUGGCGCGACAACACACCAGCGCGUGCCACAGCGGCAACGGUCGUCUUAUCCGUCCGGCCAUGCGGACUGAUCCGUCGACCGCGGCAACUUAUUCUCGCACCGUACCCCACCUCCCAAAUUCCUAUCCCCCCCCCCCCUCUCCUCAUCCACACAACACCCUCCUCACCGUCCCCUCUAUUGUAAAUAACAAUAAUAUACUUUUUGUCGUGUGAACGAAAGAUAGUAAAGUAUAUCGAUUGAACAGGUAUUUUUUCAAAUUUUUCUCGCUUCGACUGUACCGUAGAUGUGUUGUCAGAAUAAUAAAACAAUUUAAACUACAAAAAAAAAUACAUUUCAUAUUAAUAAUAAUGUGCAUCUAGACGAUUUUAUUGCAGGGAGGUAUGUCUUUAAAAUAUUUUAUUCAUAGAAAAAUUACAGUUUAAGGUGUAAUACUUAUCCUUACCGUGCGCGGAAAUGGAAUUACGAUAAAUAAAUAUAUAAUAUAAUACUGAGAGUAAGAAUUGUAGUAAAAACCGUUCGCGUCUACAUAAUACAUUUUCAAUCGCAUGCUUAAUAAUUUAAAACCCAUAACUUAAUACCCAUUAUAGAAGUAUCGAAAUGUGAUCACAUUCGCAAUAAGCUUGGCCCUUCCGUAUUCCAUGUGUACAAAGUUAAGUUGGUCGGUAGCGGCAUAGAUAGUUAAGCUGGUUGGGCCGUGUCGCGCGCGAUGGCGACUGGCGACUGGCGACUGGCGACAGGCGACAGGCGACAAGCGACGGCUGGAGACCGGAGACAAUAACGCGGUGCGCGACAGUGCGUCCGCGCGCCUCCUCGCUCGUCCACCAACACAUAUUUUAUUCUAUCUAUUUUUAAUAUUAAUGUCAAAUAUUAACAUAAUUAUUAUACUACUAUAUAUUAUGCAUAUUUUACCUAUGAAUGUAAUUAUUUUCGCCUAAUUCGAAUUGUAUAAAAUCACCUCUUUGAACGGCUGUUCUGUUUCAGUAGCGAACAAGUUUCUCGAUUACUUCCGUAUAAGACUACGUUAGUUACGCGUAUACAUACUUUCUAAUAUUAUGUAUUAUGAUAUAAAAUUUUAUCCUAAGGAUAAUAUGAUCGUAUUUAUGAUUCAUAGGGACGUUUGGAAAGAUAGGUCGGAACAUUUCACAAUAUCUCUCAUCGCGUUAAGAUAAUAAUUCGUUUCUAUCUUGUACCUUUGAAAGUAGGUAUUGUAAUUAUAUAAUUAAUAAUAAAUAAAUAACUUUUGUGCAUUACGUAAUAAAUAUUUCAUUGUUUCUUACGAUUGUAUUUACCGUAAUAUAAGACCACUGUUGAAAAAUUUCAAGCCUCCUCUUUAUACGAGGAGCAACACCAUACUUAGUCGUAUUUUAAAUUUUAAUCAAAAUAUUAAUACUAACAGUAAACUUACGUACAGGCAGUAUAGUAGUUAUCUACACGUCACAAACAUUUCAAUAAAAUAAAGACAGGGAUAUAAAAAUAUAUAGAAAUGGCGCAGGUUCGAGGUAAUAGUAUAAAAUAUGAAGUCAAUUCAUUAAUCAUAUUCGUUAGGUACUGGAGACAUUUUAUCGACCACUUUGUCUAGUUUGCAGCGAACACGGAAUAGUAUCGGUUAGUUGCGUAUCACCGCCGUAGAGCGUGUUACGCACAUCUACGCAGCGCUACACGGCGUAGACGUAGCGUAGCGGACAUUACCGCGGCACCUACGCUAACACUACCGACGCUAACCGCUGGCAACCGCUAUACACUUGCACUCGGUUGCAUUCAUUCGUUAUUUACUAUUAUUAUUACUCAUUACCUACAUCAAUUAAACAUUAAUAUUAUAAAUCUAGGUAUUAAAUUUUAGGUAAUAAUAAUAAACAAUCUUUUAAAUGCUAUUAUUAUAUAAAUACGUUAUAAAUAUAAAUGUUUCCUGUUACAAAAAAAAAUAUUGAAAAUGAUACGAAGUAAAUCAAUAUUCUUUUUAAAGGUAAUUUAUUACUUAUGAGUAUGUAGUUAAUUGAAUAAUGGAGUGUUAGAUGGAGUGCGCUCGUCGCCGGGCGGCGCGCUCGCUUCGCGUUUUUUGUUCGUUCGUGCCGAAUUCGUUCGCUGAAAUGGUCAGGUGCGGCUGGCAACCCGCCGAGCGCCGAGCGCCGAGCGCCAACCGCCGAGCCGCACACGCCGCUGGAGAUGCGACCGCGAUUAUGUUGUUAAAAACAUUAGCUAGGAAAUUGAUAAUGAAAUCGAAAGGUGUGAAGUCAAUAGGACGAUCGGAAUAUCGAUAUCAUACCUAACAAAUUAACGUAAUUAUUUGUUUUAUAUUUACGGUGUUAUAGGUAUUUAAGACAUUUUUUCUUAGAAUAUUUAAUUAUUACGAUGAGAUGUUAUAAUUGUUAGGUCCGGGCCGGCGGCGGAGCGGCGCGCGCGCACCUCGUCGCCGUCGGCCGUCUCAUUCACUGUCACAUCCUCACUAUAAUUAUAUUUUCUUACCGACCUUUUUAAUGUAGGAAAAGCGCACACGGCCGCUUGUCCCCGUGCGAGUACGAGUACAAACAAACAGACAUAGUGAGUGACGUUCGUUUCGCCGCGUUCGUGAGAAGCCAUCGGUUCGCCGCGAUUGCAUCGAGACGAUACAUAACGACAAUUAUUGUAUAUACAUAGAUAACCGCAUGUGUAAAAAGACGUUUAGGUAAGCGCCACACUGGCGCGUAACGCGCGACCGAUUUUGCCGUCCGUCUGACACCGUCAAUUAUCGUGACGUAUAACCGAUCUAGAGGCACAUGUAUGCUAACUUUUUAAUGACCUAGUUCUGUCCUUGGACAUCGUGAAUGUAUUCUUGCAUGUAAAAAAAAACAAGUAAAUUGUGGUUUUUUUUUUCAAGAAGAUUCUUAAAACAUUUUAAUUUUUUACGCGAAAUUCAACAGAAAAUAGUCUAAAUUAAAAAACUACAUGAAAUAGCCGUAAUCGUCAAUAAAUAAGAAACUUGUGAACAAUAAGUAUUUCAGACUAGGUCAUUAAAAAGCAUCGUGUAAUCGGUCAUUGUAUGGCGCUACGCUUAGUCGAUACCAUCUGAUCGAUAUUAGAUUCAUUCGAACUGCAAUCAGGAUUAGUUAGACGAAAGAUUAGUUUCAUUGUUGUUGUUAUGGUUUGUUGAUACGAGUUUGUGAGGUUAUUUCGUUAGUAUCACCCUUAGGGCACCUAGCACGGGCUAUAUUGUGAGGUUAUCUCUCACGUAAAAUCACACUCGCAUUCAAAUAUACCAUCUUAUUUUUAUAUGUAUAUAUGCAUAUAAUACAUUAUUUAACUUCAAAAUUAUAGCAAUAAAUUUCAAAUGUAUACAUAAUUAUAUAAAUUAGUUUUCAUACUGUAGUAUUGUUUUUUUAUUAAUAAUUUGUAUAUAUUGUAUUUACCGCCAAGUAAUAUGUCCCGUGUUUUAGUAGCCACACCAUCGCGAGGUGGUUUCCGCACGAU